CCCGCCAGCGCGCUCUGUUCCCGCGCGCACCCGUGGCGCGCACUCUCCCGCGGCACCGCUGCCUGCUCUGGCGAUGCCCGGUGAUUGUCAAUCCCGUUCUCUGGGCCCGACCGCAUGUUGGGGUCGGAAUCGUCGCCGCCGCCGCCUUCUGCUGUCUCUCGGGGCAGCGGAGAUGCUCCUCGGGGGCCUGAUCGUGGCAGUCAGCUUCGCCGCUCUGGCGCUCACCUCCUCGGCCAGGGUCAGGCAUUCAUGUCCUUUCUGGGCCGGUUUCUCGGUGCUUUUAUCAGGGCUAAUUGGUAUUGUUUCCUGGAAAAGACCCAUCUCCCUGGUGAUUACCUUCUUCAUGCUGCUGUCAGCUGUGUGUGUGAUGCUGAACCUGGCUGGCUCCAUCCUUUCCUGUCAGAAUGCUCAGAUGGUGACCUCCCUGGAGGAAUGUCACCUGUAUAAAUUUGAUGGUGACGGUGUGUGUGUUUGCUGUGAGAUUCAGGAGCAAACAAAAGGCUGCAGCAGCUUUACUGAAACACUGAAACUUAACCCAGUCCGACAGUGUGGCAUUGUGCAUCUAGCUUUAAAGGAUCUUUUAUUCAGCAUCUGUGCACUGAAUGUUAUCUCUACCAUCAUAUGUGCCUUGGCGACUGUGACGUGCUGUAUGCAGGUGGCCACAGCUGAUAUUGUGCAGAUGCUUAUUCCACAGAGAGUUCCAAAUCCUGAGUGCGUGUCUCCCCAUGGUACAGUUCUGCAGCAACCACUGGAUUUUGACGAAUUCAUCCCUCCUCUACCACCUCCGCCAUACUAUCCUCCAGAAUAUACCUGUAGCCCAGGAGUUGAGACCCAGAGAAACUUGCACCUGGACUUCCCUCCCUCCCCCUUCAGCACCAUUAACAGCCCUAGCUGCCUCUACCCUGCAGAGCUGCCUCCCCCAUAUGAAGCUGCAGUUGGACAAACCUCUACUAAUCAGGGCAGCACGCUGGAUCACCACAGCUCAGAGUCUUCGCAGAAUUCCAGUUCCAGUCUGUCUGAGAGGAAUAUCUUCACAGCCUUCAGUACACAAGUGCCUGUGGACAAUGUCUUGCUGACAUUGUGUGAAUCUGCUGAUAUCCUAGAACAAAAUGGCAUGUCCAUGGAUUGCUGUUCAGUUGAAAUUCAGGAAUCUGUACACUCUGCAGCCAGUGUGAUACCUGCCACAACCACAGACCAUGGUUGCACCAGUUUGGAGGCUGAUAUUGGGUGGCAAUGCAGGACUUAUUCAGAAAGUUUCUGUGAGGAGGGAAACAAUUCACCAGAUCUGUCACUGAGCUCUGUAAGCUGGCAAGAGCACAGAUUGUCAGAAUGUUCUGCAGUGAGUUCCAACACAGUGGAGAAAAUGCCCCAAACACCAGCCCAGGUCUGCACUUUAUCACUCAAACAAAUUAAAAUGUGCUGUGGAGUCUUCAGGCAGUCCUCAUCUGCCACUGUGCCAGACAGAGUCAGGCCAGCUGCUCAACAGAAGACUGGUGGGAACAGAAUAAUCCGAUCUAGUAGUGAUCCUGCCACCUGCACGUCUACAAAAGCUCAUUAUCAUGAACUUCAUUUUGUCACUUUGAGCCAUCUUCCCAAACGUUUCCAGUCGAUAAAACAGCAGAGUUACAUGGUGAAGAUGGAUGGGCAUCGAGAGCAGCAAGCACUGCAGGAAGUCUCUAGGGAGCGACCCCACUCUCUUGUUGACCUGAAAGCCUACAAGGACACAAAAAUAUUGGUGGCUAAAUUCUUGCAGCAUUCAAACUGCAACCUUGCUCCUGAGGUACAACAUGUAAUCAACAGCAUCCGAUCUGUCAUCAGGUUAGAUGAGCAACACAUGGAGGAAGCUAUUUAUAGUGCCAACAUCAUUGACCAGGUGAUGACAAGUUCUCAACAACCAAUGAAUGUGAUAAGUUUGCGAUUACAGGAGAAUCUUCACCUUCUUAGCUGUGGUGAUGUCAGCUCGCCAACAGCUUCAGUACGGACUGUCCAAGUAGACCACAGAUUUGAACAUGAGCAGCCACAGUUUAGUUUGAUAGAUGUGUGCAAAGAGACAAUUCUGUGAGACCUGCUGUGUGGAUUGUGCCAUUUUAGAUUAAAAGAAUGUGGACAGGCAAGGGACAGAUUGGUCUACAUUCAAACUUGGAGCUAAAUAUCAUCUUUCCUAAGGGCAGCACAGUGGCUCAAUGGUUAGCACUGCUGCUACACAAUGCCAGGGACCUGGAUUUGAUUCCAAUCUCGGGCAACUACCUGUGUGGAGUUUGCACACUCUCCCCCUGUCUAUGUGGGUUUCCUCUAGAUGCUGCAGUUUCCUCCCACAGUCCAAAGAUGUGCAAGUUAGAUGGACUGGCCAUGGGAAAUGUAGGGAUAGGGUAAGGGGAUGGGUCUGAGUGGGAUGUUCUUCGGAGGGUCGGUGUGGCCCUGAUGGGUGGAAUAGCCUGCUUCCACACUGUAGGGAUUCAUAUGAAGAGACAGAAUUCCUCUUGGAAGAAGAUAGGGAAUAUUUGAAAAAUCUAUUUAUGAUUGUGAAAACUGGAAGAAGUUUGAAAACAUUGGAUAAAUUGUUGCCCUGACACUUGUCUACAUGGGAUGUAUGCCUGACCAUUUGCAAUGUUUUGAUAAAAGUAUUUAUAAUGUAUUGCUGCUGAUCGAUUAUGAGGUUAAGAUGAUUAUACUGUCUGGGCCUGUUACUGAAUAAUCCCAGUAACUUGCCAUUCUUCCAGAACUGCACCUGCUCCAACUUGCAGCAACUCAAGUUAUUUUGCUGAUUGUUAGGACAUGACAGAACUGGUAGCACUUUCCAGGAUGUCCUGAGUUAAUCCUUCAACUGUUUGAGAACCAUGUGAGACAAUGAAAAUGCUGAAGUGGAGUUAUUCUUAAACUGAGACCAGUUAUCCUCAGUUAGCACACGACUGGACUUAAAAUGCAUGAUAAAGUUUAAACGUUUGUGCCUGUCAUCUUGUUUGUGUGCCAAAGCUCACAAAGAGCUCAUGAAGAGUUGAAUAAACCAAUGGUUCAAAGGAUCCAGGGAGGUGAUCACUGACACAUCCUAAUAUAUCAGUUCCCUGGUGUUGCCUCCUUUCAUUUGCAAAUCCAGGCGUGUGGGUGAGAAGGCCAGAACCAGGCAUAGCCCAAUGACAUCUACUUGUGUUCAAAAUCACGAAAGAACAAAAUACCAGCCUCAUGAUUGUGACUCAUUCAUCAAUCAUUGAACAACUGCAAUAUUGCUGUUCUAAGAUGUAUUCAAUAUUAAUAUAUUUUAACAUUAUAUGGAAAAGAAAUAUAAAAUAUAAACUGUCCUUGAGAUAGCCACCUAAUAGUGAAUGAAAACAAAAUAUCUCAUGUGAGGAGCCCUGGCCAUGUUUAGGUUUUUAAUAUGUGACUCCCUAAUCAGUAACAGAAUCUGAGGAGAGCUGAACUAAGCAUCUGUUGUAUAAGAGUUUGACUAAAAUAUUAAAUUGCCACAUUUAUUUUUCUGUAUUUCUUUGUAAACUGAGUUGAAU
Hemiscyllium ocellatum (epaulette shark) is the source of this 3500-nucleotide messenger RNA. RefSeq names its product family with sequence similarity 189 member A1 (gene entrep2). Lineage: Eukaryota; Metazoa; Chordata; Chondrichthyes; Orectolobiformes; Hemiscylliidae. Gene Ontology annotation, cellular component: membrane. The transcript is spliced from 11 exons. The record is from RefSeq and is a predicted model, not a curated record. The coding region runs from base 74 to 2062 and encodes 662 amino acids.